GAUCUUUGGCUCUGUGCUGGCUUCCUUCUGUCUGCCUGCCGCUCAUCGAUGAUUCGGCGCUCGACCCUCUGCCUGCCUGCCUGCUGCUUGCGAUGGCGGCGCCGAGCGCGGAGCCACGUGGUCUCUUCGGGCAAGGCGUGGAGGCCCUGCUGAAUAGCUGGCCCGUCCUGCAGAUCGCUGUUGAAAAUGGCUUUGGGGGUGCAUACAGCCAAGAAAAAGCAGAAUGGAUGGUGGGAGCUGUGGAGCAAUACUUCCAAAGCAAUGCUGACCUAGAGCCAGAUGAGGUAGAGGAUUUUCUUGCUGAGUUGAUGAACAAUGAAUUUGACACAAUGGUAGAGGAUGGCAGUUUGACUCAGGUGAGCCAACAACUGUGCCUGUUCUUCAGGCAGUGCCAGCAUGGAGAUGGAGCAGCAGUGCGUGAAGCCAUUGUCCGUCUGGCCCAGAAGAAGCAAGAGGCCAAGGUGGUAGCUGCAAAAUCCCAACCAGCAGACCAGAGCAGCAGUGAGGAAGAAGAGGAAGAUGGGCAGGAGGCAGAGGCAGAGGCCAUGGAGUGCAGUGCUACUCCCAACGUGAAUGGGCCAACAUCCAGUCCUCCUCCAUCAUCCAACACAGAGGAGGAAGAUGGUUGGACCUUGGUGAGGAAGAAAAAGAAAUGAAGAAGACCAACCAAGCCCAGUGCUUGAUGGCUUCAUGCCCAGAACGGUGCCAAAAGGUUGUGGCAGGGCAAAUCGAAUUGUGCGUUUCUGCAGGACACAUUUCUCUAUGAACAUUGAGAAGAGUGUGUUUGGGAUGGUGAAGGGCUUUGCGUUGCAGAGGGGAGUGUUUUGGGGCCGCAGAGAGUUCUCAGUGGUAGACAUUUUGCACAUCCUUGGCUCAUUGUACCUUUGGGACUCUCUUAGGAGAUGCUCUUAAGCACUGAAUAAGAUCAUGGCUGAAGGGCAUCGGGUCCGUAUAAUUAAUGAAACUGUUUUCCAUGAAGGGAGAUUAACUUUUGCCUCAGCUGUUUUCCUGGUGUUUGAAACGGUAAUAAGAAGCUAUAUGUCUAAAUAUCUUCUAGUUUGCGCUAGAAAGGUUUUCUCCGUGUGGGAUCCUCGUUAUCUGUUUUCAACUACUGGAAGAGAAAAUCAUACCAGCCUCCUCUUCCUCACCUGGACCAUUCCCAAAAGGGAAGUUGUGUUCUUGUCUUUUUUGGAAUCAAAAAAGAGAUGCGCAUAACAGAAAAACAAAAUCCUGUAUUUAAAAACAAUGGACAUUGAAGAACAAAAUACAACAAUGAAACUAGAAAGUAAAAUGGACAAUACACAAAUCUCGGUUGUGGGGCUGGGGACUUCCGGUCAAUAGAAGCUCCCUUUCCCUAACCUCUGUAGUGGCCAGCCACUGUACAUGAGCAACAAUAAAAUAUUAUUUUGGUAA
Anolis carolinensis (green anole) is the source of this 1413-nucleotide messenger RNA. RefSeq names its product TSR2 ribosome maturation factor (gene tsr2). The coding region runs from base 93 to 656 and encodes 187 amino acids. NCBI's taxonomy places the organism in Eukaryota, Metazoa, Chordata, Lepidosauria, Squamata, Anolidae. Gene Ontology annotation, cellular component: nucleus. The record is from RefSeq and is a predicted model, not a curated record. Gene Ontology annotation, biological process: maturation of SSU-rRNA from tricistronic rRNA transcript (SSU-rRNA, 5.8S rRNA, LSU-rRNA). The transcript has 5 exons.